This is a messenger RNA of Mandrillus leucophaeus (drill), 2338 nucleotides long. It is a transcript of the gene GALNS, whose product is annotated as galactosamine (N-acetyl)-6-sulfatase. The record is from RefSeq and is a predicted model, not a curated record. The transcript has 16 exons. Bases 182 to 1627 code for a protein of 481 amino acids. Lineage: Eukaryota; Metazoa; Chordata; Mammalia; Primates; Cercopithecidae. Gene Ontology annotation, molecular function: arylsulfatase activity; N-acetylgalactosamine-6-sulfatase activity.
GAGAUGCAUGUGUUAGAGGCCAUCUCCCCGCGAGCAUGCAGAUGCUGGUGUCAGGCUGGGAGGAGGCAGACGGACGCACGGACGCGUUCCCCACGUGACGACCAAGCAGAAGUGGAGGCGAAAACCAGCGUGGGCCGACCGUGGAGUGGCCCCAUUGUGCACACACGCAGGCGCUGCUGGGAUGGGAUGGGGCGACCUCGGGGUGUACGGAGAGCCCUCCAGAGAGACCCCGAAUUUGGACCGGAUGGCUGCAGAGGGGAUGCUUUUCCCAAACUUCUAUUCUGCCAACCCUCUGUGCUCACCAUCCAGGGCGGCACUGCUCACGGGACGGCUGCCCAUCCGCAAUGGCUUCUACACCACCAACGCCCAUGCCAGAAACGCCUACACGCCGCAGGAAAUUGUGGGCGGUAUCCCAGACUCGGAGCAGCUCCUCCCGGAGCUUCUGAAGAAGGCCGGCUACGUCAGCAAGAUCAUCGGCAAGUGGCAUCUGGGUCACAGGCCCCAGUUCCACCCCCUGAAGCACGGAUUUGAUGAGUGGUUUGGAUCCCCCAACUGCCACUUUGGACCUUAUGACAACAAGGCCAGGCCCAACAUCCCUGUGUACAGGGACUGGGAGAUGGUUGGCAGUUUUGCCCCAGAGCCUGUGAGACUCACGCCUGGGGUUUCCCACCUUUUCAAGGUCUGGGCCCAAGAAGCCCUGGACUUCAUUAAGAGACAGGCACAGCGCCACCCCUUCUUCCUCUACUGGGCUGUCGACGCCACACACGCACCCGUCUACGCCUCCAAACCCUUCUUGGGCACCAGUCAGCGAGGGCGGUAUGGAGAUGCCGUCCGGGAGAUUGAUGACAGCGUUGGGAAGAUGCUGGAGCUUCUCCACGACCUGCACGUCGCGGACAACACCUUCGUCUUCUUCACAUCGGACAACGGCGCUGCCCUCAUUUCCGCCCCCGAACAAGCUGGCAGCAACGGCCCCUUUCUGUGUGGGAAGCAGACCACGUUUGAAGGAGGGAUGAGGGAGCCUGCCCUCGCGUGGUGGCCGGGGCACAUCGCCGCAGGCCAGGUGAGCCACCAGCUGGGCAGUAUCAUGGACCUCUUCACCACCAGCCUGGCGCUUGCGGGCCUGACGCCGCCCAGAGACAGGGCCAUUGAUGGCCUCAAUCUCCUCCCCGCCCUCCUGCAGGGCCGGCUGAUGGACAGGCCUGUCUUCUAUUACCGCGGUGAUACGCUGAUGGCGACCACCCUCGGGCAGCACAAGGCUCACUUCUGGACCUGGACCAACUCCUGGGAGAACUUCAGACAGGGCAUUGAUUUCUGCCCUGGGCAGAACGUUUCCGGGGUCACGACUCACAGCCUGGAAGACCACACGAAGCUGCCCCUGAUCUUCCACCUGGGACGGGACCCGGGGGAGAGGUUCCCCCUGAGCUUUGCCAGCGCUGAGUACCAGGAGGCCCUCAGCAGGAUCACUUCGGUCGUCCAGCAGCACCAGGAGGCCUUGGUCCCCGGGCAGCCCCAGCUCAACGUGUGCAACUGGGCAGUGAUGAACUGGGCACCCCCGGGCUGUGAAAAGUUAGGGAAGUGUCUGACACCUCCAGAAUCUAUUCCCAAGAAGUGCCUCUGGUCCCACUAGCACCUGCGUGGACCCAGGCCAGGCCUGGAAUCUCCGGUUGGCUCUGCAAGUGCCUGGGGGGAGGACGGCUCUGGCCUCAGUGCUCCCCCGACCCUGCCCAGGCCAGACAGACGGCACCUGCAGACACAGGGGGACUGCAUGACUCCACCUGCCCAGGACCUGACCCUGGAGUGUGCUCGGCCCUCCUCCUCGCCCACGGGGCCUCAGAUCUCAGGACCCUCCUCCUCGGCCACGGCGCCUCAGACCUCAGGACACUGCCGUCUCACGCCUUUGGGAACCCCAAAUAUCUAAGACAGGUGUUGGUCAAUUUAGAAAGUUUAUUUUGCCAAGGUUAAGGAUGCGCCCGUGACAGCCUCAGGAGGUCCUGAAAACACGUGCCCGAGGUGGUUGGGGGUACAGUUUGCCUUUACAUCUUAGGGAGACAUAAGAUAGUAUGUGUAAGACAUACAUUGGUUCGGCCAGCCUUCCACUGAUUACGUGAUUCAGUCUGGCCCAGUGAAUCCGCAUUUUUAUGUUAACAAUAAGGGAAGGGAACAAUCAGAUAAGCAUUUGUCUCAGGAGCCCCAGAGGGGUGACUUCCAGUUUCGUCUGUCCUUUGUCCACAAGGAAUUUCCUUGGGCGCUAAUUAUGAGAGAGGUAUGUAGUCUUUAUCAUUGUAGCUACGUUACUUAGAAAUAAAACAGGAGGCAGGUUUGCCUAAUUCCCAGCUUG